GAGAGGUGGGGCGGCGGUCGCGCGCCGGCUGUUCGCGUCCCCGCCGCUUUCUCAGCAGCGGGAGUGGGCGCUUGUGAGCGGGUCGGCAGCGGCGCUGCUGCUGCGGGGCGCGCGCAACGUCCCAUCUCCGAGGUUUCCUCCGGCCGCCUGUCCCUCCGGCUCUGUUCUGUGGCCCGGCAUGGAGCUCUUCCAAGCGAAGGACCACUACAUUCUGCAGCAGGGCGAGCGGGCGCUCUGGUGUAACCGUGCUGACGGCACCUUCCAGCUCCGUCCCGCUACUGACCUUCUCCUUGCAUGGAAUCCAAUUUGUCUCGGGUUGAUAGAGGGAAUUAUUGGGAAAAUUCAGCUUCAUACAGAUCUGCCAUGGUGGUUGCUUCUUAUUCGCCAAAGAGUAGUGGUUGGCAAGCUUCCAGGGGAUCAUGAAGUAUGCAAGGUAACAAAGAUUGCAGCAGUACCACUUUCAGAAGCAGAACCUCAGGAUCUGGAGUUGGAGCUCUGUAAAAAACAUCAUUUUGGGAUAGACAAGCCAGAAAAGAUUACACAGUCUCCAGAUGAAUCUAAAUUUCUAAUGAAGACCUUCACUCAGAUUAAAUCCAAUGUUUCUACUUCUAAUAAAAAGAAGGUCAGAGAAAGUAAAGAGAAGGAGAGACUAGAAAGGAGACUUCUAGAAGAAUUGUUGAAAAUGUUUAUGGAUCCAGAUUCCUUUUAUUACUGUUUGACUUAUGACCUAACUAACUCUGUGCAAAGGCAAAGUGCAUGUGAGAAGGCCAACUUGCCACUUUGGAAGAAGGUUGAUGACAGAUUUUUUUGGAACAAGCACAUGGUUCAAGAUCUGAUCAAUAUUGGUGAUUCUGAAGUGGAUUUUUGGAUUACCCCAGUCAUACAGGGAUUUGUACAGAUUGAAGAGCUUGUAGUUAAUUAUAAUGAAGCUUCAGAUGAAGAGAAAAGCAGUCCUGAGACACCACCUCAGGAGUCCAUUUGUGUGGAUGACAUUUAUCCAUGUUUUCUUGUGGCGCUUAUCUCCCGUAGAAGUCGUCAUAGAGCAGGGAUGCGUUACAAAAGGAGAGGGGUUGAUAAAAACGGGAAUGUGGCAAAUUAUGUGGAGACGGAACAACUGAUUCAUGUCCAUAACCACACCCUCUCAUUUGUUCAAACAAGAGGCUCUGUCCCUGUGUUCUGGAGUCAAGUUGGUUAUAGAUACAAUCCCCGGCCACGAUUGGACAAAUGUGAAAAGGAAACUAUCCCCUACUUCCGUGCACAUUUUGAAGAACAAUUGAAAACUUACACAAAACAGGUUAUCGUUAACUUGGUGGACCAGGCUGGACGGGAGAAAAUUAUUGGUGAUUCUUACCUUAAACAAGUUUUACUGUACAACAAUUCAAGCCUUACAUAUGUUUCAUUUGACUUUCAUGAACACUGCCGUGGAAUGAAGUUUGAAAAUGUUCAAACACUGACAGAUGCCAUAUCAGACAUUAUUACUGAUAUGAAGUGGUGUUGGGUGGACCAAGCUGGUGUGAUUUGUAAGCAGGAAGGAAUAUUCCGUGUUAACUGUAUGGAUUGUUUGGAUCGAACCAAUGUUGUCCAGGCUGCAAUUGCUCGUGUAGUUAUGGAACAGCAGCUGAAGAAAUUGGGUGUGAUGCCACCAGAGCAGCCUCUGCCUAUGAAAUGCAAUAGAAUCUACCAGUUAAUAUGGGCUAACAAUGGUGAUGCUAUAAGCAGGCAGUAUGCUGGAACAGCAGCUUUAAAGGGUGACUUCACAAGGACUGGUGAAAGGAAACUGGCAGGAGUUAUGAAAGAUGGAGUUAACUCUGCAAAUAGGUACUACUUAAACCGCUUCAGGGAUGCUUAUAGGCAGGCAGUCAUAGAUUUAAUGCAGGGCAUUCCUGUGACAGAAGAUCUCUAUUCCAUAUUUACAAAAGAGAAAGAACAUGAAGCUUUGCACAAAGAAAAUCUGAGAAGUCAUCAGGAACUAAUUAGCCAGUUACUACAAAGUUAUAUGAAACUGCUUUUACCAGAUGAUGAGAAAUUCCAUGGUGGUUGGGCACUUAUUGAUUGUGAUCCAAGCCUUAUUGAUGCCACUCAUAAAGAUGUGGAUGUUCUGCUUCUGCUUUCUAACUCUGCAUAUUAUGUAGCCUACUAUGAUGAUGAAAUAGAUAAAGUAAAUCAGUACCAAAGGCUGAGCCUUGACGAUUUGGAAAAGAUAGAAAUAGGACCUGAACCAACUCUCUUUGGAAAACCCAAAUUCUCAUGUAUGAGGCUCCAUUAUAAGUACAAAGAUACAAGUGGAUAUUUUCACACUCUUAGAGCUGUUGUGCGGAACCCUGAAGAGGAUGGAAAAGACACUCUUCAGUGCAUUGCAGAGAUGUUGCGAAUCACUAAACAAGCCAUGGGAUCAGAUGUACUCAUUGUUGAGAAAAAACUGGAGAGAAAGAGCAGCAAACCCCAUGAGGACAUCAUUGGCAUCAGAUCCCAGAACAGAGGUUCCCUGUCCCAAGGGAAGAAUUAUUUAAUGAACAAGUUCUCCUCUCUUAAUCAGAAAGUGAAACAAACAAAAUCAAAUGUAAAUAUCAGCAGUCUUAGAAAGUUUGGUAACUUUGCCAAGCCUGAAAUGAAAGUAAAUUUUUUAAAGCCCAAUCUGAAAGUAAAUCUUUGGAAGUCAGACAGUAGCCUUGAAACCAUGGAAAAUCCCAUGACUGAUACUAAGGUCUGUGCAGAAUCGGAUAUUGAGAUCUCUUCGGAUAAUGACUCGUUCCAUUCAGAUGACUUCCUUACAAAUUCUAAAUCUGAUGAGGAUCAGCAAUUUGUUGACUCCCUAGAGACCAUGGGACAGAUAGAUUAUGUUCUACCUAGUUGUGGUAUAAUUGCUUCUGUUCCUUGUCUAAGCAGUCGGUCCCAAUCUAUAAGCAGUGCUGACAUUGACAUUAACAUUCCAGUUCCUUCAGAAAUCCAUAUUGAACAGUGUGGAGACCAAACUAGCAGAUCUGAAUUUGCAGGCCAAGCACUUCAGGAAACUCCAUCCAAUGAGGAUGCAGCAGUGGAGUUUACGAAGCCAAUUGAAGCAUACUGCCACCAAUUUAUACAAGAUGCUCAAAAUAAGAUUACCAAUGCUUCGGAAAUAGAGGUCAUGUCUCAGGAACCUCACCAGAAUAUGGAUCGCAUUAGCAAUAAUUCUAAGAAAAUGGACCCUUGCUUUGGAAAAACUAAAGAGAUUCCUUCUAGACCUUCUAAAUUAGAUGUCCCACUUACAGAGCCAGGCUCACAGCUCUUAACAGUUCAACCGGUUAAUUCUGUUACACCUUGCAAGACCCCAGGCUCUGCAUCUAGUGUUCUUGAAGCUGAGCCAGGGUUUCUUAUGACCCCUUCACCAGCAGAGAAUAAUGGUAGCAGGGCAGUCUCUCCCUUUGCAAAGAUUCGCAGCUCCAUGGUUCAGGUGGCUAAUAUUACACAAGCUGGUUUGACUCAAGGAAUUAACUUUGCAGUAGCUAAAGUCCAGAAGAGCCCAGUGGACUCAGAGUGUGUAAAUGAGAUUCAGCAGAAUGAGCUGAGAGAAAUGUUUACACAGUGUCAGACACGAAUAAUUCAGAUCUAGUGUCUGAGCUGCUAUAUAUUGCUAAACAAAGUUAACGAAGCCCUUGGGGAAAACUGAUAGCCAUUGAGCAUUGGUAUCAAAAUUACUCCAGUAACUAUGUUUACAGAAAGGCUUGGGAUAGAAGAGAACUGAAUUCUGAACUGGUUUCAGAACUAUCUUCUGGUACUGUUCUGGUGAAAAUAAAAUUCUUUAAAACAAGUAGCUCAUACACCACGGUUGAUGUGCAUGCUAGUUUGAGUGAUCAAUUGCACAAUUACCUUUUUUAAGAUCAGUUUUGAUAGCUGUUCUGAUUUCUGUAGAAUAUUUAUAUUGAGGGCUUGGCACUGAGUACUUGUUACCUUACUAAUCUUGCACUGUACUAAUGAAAUAUUUUACUCACAGAUUACAUUCUUUUUAUUUUUCAAACUAACUUUUUUAUUUAAGGUUUUAACUUGUGUUCCUUGAUGUUCUAGUUGCAUUCCUAAGGAAGUAGUCUCUGCUGAUAAAUAUGCAUACUAGGGGUUUACUUCUUCCUACCUCCUUUAAUUUACUUCUAUGGUAUCUUGGAGCAAUCUAAUAUAGUAAUGUUUAAAUGCUUGCCGUGCAGCUACUGAAAGUUUCUUUUUUUCAAAAAAGUCUUGUAUGUGUAUCUGAAAACUAUUGUGUGUCUUCUAUUUAAUGAACCUAGCUCUGCUGUUGACCAAAAGCCUUUGAGGAAGUACAAGGGUUCUUGUCGUCAGAAAUAAUUGGUCAGGUAAACUGUGUCCAAGACAUUAGAAUAGUUUCAAAACAUAACCACCAAAAAUAACACAGUAAAUAUAUACAACCUUAAAAUUAUACUGCUGAUAUUUAAAACUAGAUUAAUCCAAAGGAUUUCAAAGCAGUUCAAGUAGUUGUAAUCCAUUGUGAGAUCAUCUCAGCCUUUAUAACAUUGGUAGGGAAUGAGACCAUACUUAAUGUUUGUCCUGGGAUUCCACAAGUCUGAUGUGUUGGGAUACACAUUCCUUUAGUGCUUACUGGCAUAUCCCAGAACAGUCUUGUGGCUGGUGUUCUCUAGUAGAAUGUAGCGGCAGGAACAGUAACAUUGGAUUCUGCUAUCUUGUGCUUCAUAGCCUUAUUAGUCCUCCAGUCCCGAGCCAGGAUCUCUAUAUGUUAGUACACGUGUACUAUAGCUAGGCUGCACGUGGUGUUCUAAGCAGUUAACAAAUGACAUCAUGAUAGUAGUGUCUUUGAACAUCUCUAAUAACAGAAGUGAUCAUCAACUUAACCUGAUUGUCUUUUUGUUGGAAUCUUUUGAUACUGUUUCCAUUUUGUUAUUUAUUUCUUACUUUGUGAUAUGUUUUCUUUUUGGAGUGUCUGUACAAAUUUGUGACUAUUUAAGAUAAAAUUGUAUUGUUUUAAUGUGAGACAUGAAAAUAUUUUAAUAAAAAAAUGAUACGU
Molecule: messenger RNA, 5008 nt
Organism: Sphaerodactylus townsendi
Lineage: Eukaryota; Metazoa; Chordata; Lepidosauria; Squamata; Sphaerodactylidae
Gene: INPP5F
Product: inositol polyphosphate-5-phosphatase F
Exons: 20
Coding region: 179-3589 (1136 amino acids)
Biological process (GO): regulation of endocytic recycling; phosphatidylinositol dephosphorylation
Cellular component (GO): early endosome; clathrin-coated endocytic vesicle
Molecular function (GO): phosphatidylinositol-4-phosphate phosphatase activity
Source: RefSeq, a predicted model, not a curated record